This is a messenger RNA of Penicillium manginii, 870 nucleotides long. RefSeq lists its product as uncharacterized. Bases 1 to 870 code for a protein of 289 amino acids. Lineage: Eukaryota; Fungi; Ascomycota; Eurotiomycetes; Eurotiales; Aspergillaceae. The record is from RefSeq and is a predicted model, not a curated record. The transcript has 2 exons.
AUGUUCCGUACCCAAUCUCUUAAACGCUCCCGCGACGAUGUCGGCGACCUGCAACCCCUUGGUCCCAAGAAAAUCCGCCCGUGGCAUGGCCCUGCGCCCAAUGCUGUUUCCCUCCCCGUCCCCGAAUCAGCCGACAUCGAUCAAGCUCUUCGAUUUCGCGCUCCGACCCUAACCCCCAUCGACUCAUCGGACGAGGAAGAUGUUCAAAAUACCAAUAAUCACGGAGUGUACACCUCAACAAAAGUGUUCCGCCCUAAACCCUCGGCCCUGCACUUGGAUUUGAACGCGAACCUAAAUCAAGCCCCGACAAAGCUCCUCCUGUCCGGCGACGACCUCUCCCCAUGGCAACAAGCCUACGCCUCGAACCACAACCACCCAUCCCCCAUCCCCCACGCUCUCGUGAACCACUCCCUCGACAUAAACGACUCGGUCCUCACAGCCCCAGGCUUCGGCCACGAUGACUUCGAGCCAACACCAUCCAUAACCCCCGCCCUCUCAUCCAUGCUCCAACCCGACACCCUCAUGGAAAUAGAAGACAUCGCCCCCUUCCACAAAGAAACCCCGACAAUCAGGCUCCCAAGUCCAGUCAGCGAUACCGACAUGGCAAUGGCCGACAUGGACCCGGGUUACCCCUACCCAUACCCCACCCGCGUGCCCACGCCAGGCCUCGACUACGGAAACGUGUCGCCGCAGCCGGUAGCAGCACACCCCAUGUCGCGGAGUACCUCCAGUCAAUCAGCCACGCGCACGCCCAGCCCGUGUCCUAUUCCGCACCGUCGCUCCGCGCUGGUCAUGGGUUAUCGUGCCGAUUGCGAUAAAUGUCGGUGCAAAGUUCCUGGCCAUUACAGCCAUAUCAUUCAGCGGGCUUGA